Penaeus chinensis is the source of this 1399-nucleotide messenger RNA. RefSeq names its product abasic site processing protein HMCES-like. Gene Ontology annotation, biological process: DNA damage response. NCBI's taxonomy places the organism in Eukaryota, Metazoa, Arthropoda, Malacostraca, Decapoda, Penaeidae. The transcript is spliced from 10 exons. The record is from RefSeq and is a predicted model, not a curated record. Bases 1 to 1026 code for a protein of 341 amino acids. Gene Ontology annotation, molecular function: single-stranded DNA binding.
AUGUGUGGAAGAACGGCCUGCACCCUCGCUCCUGACGAAGUGUGCAAAGCCUGCAGCUCUCGGACUCUCGACAGCAAAGGGAACCAUAAUUAUUCACCGAGACAAAAUGUGGCACCCACGUCCUUCACUCCAGUUAUGUUGAGUGAACGCCAUGUACGUGGAGUGAAGAGACAAAGUGAGGGAGAGGAGGUGCCAUCCAAGUAUGUCAUACAGCCAAUGAUGUGGGGCCUCAUCCCCCCAUUUUACAAGGGACCUUCAGCCACGGGUCACGGGUUCAAGACUAACAAUUGCCGUGUGGAAGACAUAGAGGAAAAGAAGUCAUACAAACCUUCACUUCUCAAGGGACAGAGGUGUGUUAUCCUGUGUGAUGGUUUCUAUGAGUGGCAGAGCACAAAGGGAGAAAAAGACAAGCAACCUUACUUCAUUUAUGCCCCACAACCAGAAGGGGUGGAGAUCUGGAAUCGUGAUACAUGGGACAAGCCUGAUGUUUGGAGUGAAGAGGAGGGCUGGAAGGGACCUUGUUUACUGAAAAUGGCUGGACUCUUUUCCAGUUGGACAUCAUCUGAGGGGGAGGAAGUGAUGAGCUACACAGUAGUGACCAUGGAGUCUGGGAAAAAAUUUGGUGAACUUCAUCACCGUGUUCCUGCCAUUUUGGAAACUGAUCAGGAUGUUGAGGACUGGUUAGACCACAACCGUUUGGGAUACAAAGAAGCCCUUGCAAACUUGAAGAAUGACACAGAAAUAACUUGGCACCCAGUCUCCAAAAGUGUCAAUAACUCUCGCAACCAAGAAGGGGAUUUGAUGUCUCCAGCCAGCCUCGAUCAAAAACCUAAAGAGACUGCCAGCAGCAAACUGAUGGCUUCAUGGCUAAGCAAAGCUCCUCCCAAACAGAGUGGAAUAAAGAAGGAACCCACAACCCCAAACAGUAUUAAGAAAGAAAGCCAAGCAGCCAAUGUCAAAAAGGAGGUGAAGCCUUCGCCUCUUGCCAAGUGGCUUAAAAAGGAACACAAAAACGAAAAGGAAUGAAGUGGACUUUUUUAAUGUUGAAAUGAUGCUAUAUAAGACACUUGUUCUUGUUGUAUGAAGUGAAAAAUUUUAUUAUGCUUAGGUGAAUGUACAAGAGGCUGGAGAGGGAAGUGAAGCUGAAAGGACAGAUUGUGCUAGUACCUGUCUGAACUAAAGAAAAUUUUGAUUUGACACAAUUUUCUCAUGUAAGAAGUUACAAAAUCUUGGAAUUACCAUGUAACCAUAAGUAACAUAGUGGCACAAAACUCACUGUUCUAAGUAUCAUGUAAGAAAAUCUAACAUACCAAUUAGGUAUGUAAAUAAAAAAUAAGUUAAUCCGAUACUUCUUAAAAUUAUUAGAUUAAGGUAUAUAUUUUAAUAAAGAUUUUUUUUU